CAACCCUUGAUCAUUAACAUUCUCCUACAAUAUUUAUCUCCCUAUAUUUUCUCACCAUUCUUAUUCAUCCCAUACUAUUAUUAUCUUGGGAGAUCCAAGUUCAUUCUAGUGUUAGUGUAUCGAUCGAGAUGAAUUCAUUCAAGUUAUUGUACACAGCAAUGUUGAGGAUUCUAGUAUUAUUAUCUAUGUUGAGUGGUUUGUAUGUCUCGGGUACCACCUUCACAUUAGUAAACAAAUGCGACUACACUGUUUGGCCGGGGAUACUAGCAGGAGCUAGUAGCCCUAAGUUGGAUAGUACCGGGUUUGAGCUCCAACACGGUGGAGCUCGAACCUUCCAGGCUCCCUCGGGUUGGUCGGGUCGGUUUUGGGGUCGGACUGGCUGCAGUUUUGACGACGCAGGUCAAGGCACUUGCGCCACUGGAGACUGCGGGUCCGGAACCGUGGAGUGCAACGGGAGCGGGGCUAAACCACCGGCAACCUUAGCGGAAUUCACUUUAAACGGCAGCGGUGGGCAAGAUUUCUAUGAUGUCAGCCUCGUCGACGGCUAUAACAUCCCGAUGAUCGUGGAGACGAACGGAGGGUCAGGAGGGUGCGAGACAACAGGGUGCUUGGUGGAUCUGAACAGGCGGUGCCCGAAUGAGUUAAUGGCGGAAGGAGGUGGCGCGUGUAGAAGCGCGUGUGAGGCGUUUGGAACACCGGAGUAUUGUUGUAGUGGGGAGUUUGGAACACCAGACAAAUGUAAGCCGUCGAUGUAUUCAGAACUGUUUAAGAACGCGUGUCCAAGGGCAUAUAGUUACGCGUAUGAUGAUGCGACUAGUACGUUUACUUGCAGCGCUGGGGAUUAUACCAUCACCUUCUGUCCCUCUUCUCCAAGUCAAAAAUCGUCAACGGACAGUUCAACAAGUAACAUUGGAGCAACAGGAGGUUCUGCUGGUUCCGGUUCUGAUUCCAAUACUAGCACAGGAUCGGGUACAGAUACGGGUACGGGUAUGGGUACAGGAACAAGCAGUACAGGUACAGGUACAGGGUCAUUGAUGGGGGACGGGUCAUGGUUAACCGACUUAGCCUCUGGAGACUCUUCAAAUACAAGACAUCCUACCUUUGGUUUACAAUUAGCAUUCCUCUUCUUUGUCAUCACCUUUUUGCCCACCUCUCUUUUCCAACUGUAGUAGAGAGAAAGGGGAUCAUCCAUUAAUUAGUUAGUUCGUUGGGAGGCCUUCAAUGGUUGGCAACACAGAAUUAUUAUCUUGAAUCGAGAUUAUCAUCAAAAUAUUUGAUCGGGUUGAUAACAAGCUAACUUAGUUAGUAAAGUCUUCAAUU
Spinacia oleracea (spinach) is the source of this 1320-nucleotide messenger RNA. RefSeq names its product thaumatin-like protein 1. The coding region runs from base 129 to 1169 and encodes 346 amino acids. The record is from RefSeq and is a predicted model, not a curated record. The transcript has 2 exons. Lineage: Eukaryota; Viridiplantae; Streptophyta; Magnoliopsida; Caryophyllales; Amaranthaceae.